Notechis scutatus (mainland tiger snake) is the source of this 5697-nucleotide messenger RNA. The record is from RefSeq and is a predicted model, not a curated record. Lineage: Eukaryota; Metazoa; Chordata; Lepidosauria; Squamata; Elapidae.
AUGGCCUUAAUCGUGCGCUUGAAGAAGGUCACCAACCUGAGAGGCAAAGCGGACAGGAUAGCCAAGGUGGCGUUCAGAGGUCUCUCAUUCUACACUCGAGUGCUUGAGAACUGUGAGAAUGAAGCUUCAUUUGAUGAGACAUUCCGAUGGCCCAUCGCAAGCAGCAUUGAUGUCAAUGAGAUGCUGGAGAUUCAGGUGUUUAACUACAGCAAGGUCUUCUCCAACAGACUCAUUGGUAUAUUCCAGAUGGUCCUGCAGAAAGUUGUGGAAGAAGGACAAUUGAAUCUAACAGACACCUUGAUCGAUGACAACAAUGUGUCCAUUCAAACCAGUGUUUCCAUUGAGAUUCGGUACCAGGCCGUGGAUGGCAGCGUUGGGGCUUGGAAUGAUGAUGAAUUCUUGGAGAGUCCCAGGGUCCAUCCAGAUGGUGAUCCCCAUGACACUGAUGUCCUGCUUCCCAGCUACAGGCAGUCAAGCAAGACCAGCACUACAGAGAAAGCCUUCCGGAGAGCUGGAAGAGGAGUCUUUUCAGCCAUGAAGUUGGGCAAAACACGUCCCUCAAAGGAUGACCAUCACCGAAAGCAAGAUCAACCAGCUAUUUUGGAAGCAGAAGAUCUGGACCGUAAAGCAAUGCGACUUGGCGGUGGCCUGGAUCCAGAUACUAUCUCCCUGGCAUCAGUCACAGCUGUGACCACCAACGUGUCUAAUAAGAGAUCCAAGCCAGAUAUUAAAAUGGAGCCCAGUGCAGGAAGACCGAUGGACUACCAGGUCAGCAUCACAGUAAUUGAAGCACGGCAGCUGGUGGGGCUCAACAUGGAUCCUGUUGUGUGUGUGGAGGUGGGAGAUGAGAAGAAGUACACCUCCAUGAAGGAAUCAACUAAUUGCCCCUACUAUAAUGAGUAUUUUGUCUUUGACUUUCACAUUCCCCCGGAUGUCAUGUUUGAUAAAGUUGUCAAAUUAUCGGUGAUUCACUCCAAGAACAUCCUGCGCAGCGGAACCUUGGUGGGUUCUUUCAAAAUGGAUGUGGGAACCGUUUACACCCAGCCAGAGCAUCAGUUCUACCAUAAGUGGGCCAUCUUGUCUGACCCAGAGGACAUCACAGCUGGACUGAAAGGCUAUGUAAAGGUUGACAUCGCAGUGGUGGGCAAAGGAGAUAAUAUUAAGACACCACACAAAGCUAAUGAGACAGAUGAGGAUGAUAUUGAAGGGAACCUACUGCUUCCAGAUGGAGUUCCUUCAGAAAGGCAAUGGGCUCGCUUCUAUAUUAAGAUUUAUCGGGCAGAAGGGCUUCCACGCAUGAACGCUAGCAUCAUGGCCAAUGUGAAGAAAGCCCUCAUUGGGGAAAACAAAGACCUGGUGGAUCCUUACGUCCAGGUGUUUUUUGCUGGACAGAAGGGGAAAACAUCUGUUCAGAAGAGCAGCUAUGAACCUGUUUGGAAUGAGCAGAUAGUUUUUGCAGAGAUGUUUCCCCCGCUCUGCAAAAGGAUCAAGGUCCAGAUCCGAGAUUCUGACAAGGUCAAUGAUGUGGCUAUUGGAACUCAUUUCAUUGAUCUGAGGAAGAUCUCCAACGAAGGAGACAAAGGUUUCUUGCCCACGUUUGGCCCUGCCUGGGUAAACAUGUAUGGGUCCACCCGCAACUAUACCCUGAUGGAUGAGCACCAGGAUUUGAAUGAAGGCCUGGGUGAAGGGGUCUCCUUCCGAGCCCGUCUGCUUCUUGGUCUAGCAGUAGAGAUCUUGGAUACCAGCAACCCUGAAAUCACCAGUUCCACGGAAGUUCAAGUUGAAUUAGCAACUCCUGUCAGUGAUAGCUGCACAGGCAAGAUGGAGGAGUUUUUUCUCUUUGGAUCCUUCCUGGAAGCUACCAUGAUUGACAGAAAGAAUGGAGACAAACCAAUUAAUUUUGAGGUCACCAUAGGCAAUUAUGGCAAUGAAAUUGAUGGCAUAUCCAGGCCCACCAUCAAGAAAAAGAAAGAUGGUGGGGAUGGCAAUGAGGAGGAAUCUGAGCUGCUACAGAAUGACAGUGAUGAGGAGAUCAUUAUGGAUGGGGAAUUUUUCUCAGUCUCUACUUCUCCAGCCCUGAAACCAUUGAUUACUGACAGGAACUAUUUUCACUUACCGUAUUUUGAUAAGAAGCCUUGUAUUUAUAUCAAGAGUUGGUGGCAGGACCAGAGGCGACGUCUGUACAAUUCAAAUAUCAUUGAUAAGAUUGCAGACAAGCUGGAAGAAGGCCUCAAUGAUGUGCAUGAGAUGAUCAAAACUGAAAAACCACAUCCAGAGCGCCGUCUCCGAGGAGUGCUGGAAGAACUGAGCAGUGGAUGUCUGAGAUUUGUGUCUCUCUCCAACAAAGAUCACAACCACUCCUCCCGGACACGUCUGGACCGGGAAAGACUGAAAUCCUGCAUGCGGGAACUGGAAACGAUGGGCCAGCAAGCUAAGACCAUGAGAUCUCAGGUGAAGAAGACCACUAUCAGGGACAAGCUGAAGCAAUCCCAAAACUUCCUACAAAAGCUGCGGUUCCUUGCAGAUGAGCCUCAGCACAGCAUUCCUGAGAUUUUCAUCUGGAUGAUGAGCAAUGGCAAGCGCAUAGCCUAUGCCCGUAUCCCCUCCAAGGAUAUCCUCUACUCCAUUGUGGAUGAGGAAACAGGCAAAGACUGUGGAAAAGUGAAGACGGUUUUCCUCAAGUUACCUGGGAAAAGGGGAUUUGGGCCAGCCGGCUGGACAGUACAAGCCAAAAUGGAAAUUUAUUUGUGGCUAGGACUCAACAAACAGAGGAAGGAUUUCCUCAGUGGCCUCCCCUGUGGCUUUGAGGAGAAGAAACUUCCUGCGGGACAAGGUCUCCUAAAUUUCCCACCCAUCAGCCUCCUCUAUACUAAGAAACAAGUCUUCCAGCUCCGAGCCCAUAUGUACCAGGCCCGGAGUUUGUUCGCUGCAGACAGCAGUGGCCUUUCUGACCCUUUUGCCAGGGUUUUCUUUAUCACUCAAGGUCAAUGCACUGAGGUCUUGAAUGAAACACUUUGUCCUACCUGGGACCAAUUGCUGGUAUUUGACAAUGUUGAGCUAUAUGGAGAAGCACAUGAGAUGCGGGAUGACCCUCCCAUUAUUGUCAUUGAAAUCUAUGACCAGGAUACCGUGGGGAAGGCUGACUUCAUGGGCCGAACAUUUGCCAAACCUGUGGUAAAGAUGUCAGAUGAGAAAUAUUGCCCUCCACGUUUCCCACCUCAGUUGGAGUAUUACCAGAUCUAUCGGGGUAACUCAACUGCUGGAGACCUACUGGCUGCCUUUGAACUCCUUCAGAUUGGACCAGCUGGGAAAUCAGAUCUGCCUCCCAUCAGUGGACCCACAGAUAUGGAGCGGGGUCCUAUCUUGCCUGUCCCUCUGGGGAUUCGCCCUGUUCUGAGCAAAUACCGAGUAGAGAUUUUGUUCUGGGGAUUGAGAGACCUGAAGCGAGUGAACUUGGCCCAGGUGGAUAGACCUCGAGUGGACAUUGAAUGUGCUGGAAGAGGGGUCCAGUCAUCUCUUAUUCAGAAUUAUAAGAAAAAUCCCAAUUUCAGCACUUUGGUCAAAUGGUUUGAAGUGAAUUCUGAUGCUGUUGUGAAGGUGGACGUGUCAGAAGAAGAGAAAAAGAAGAAGAAGAAGAAGAAAGGAAAUGCAGAAGAAGUUGAGGAUGAGGAGCCUGAUGAGAGCAUGCUGGACUGGUGGUCCAAGUAUUUUGCUUCCAUUGAAACUAUGAAGGAGCUACUUCAGCAGCAAGAGGCAGCUGCCGCAGAAGCCGAGGAGAAAGAAGAGAUGGACACCACUGAAGGCUCAAAAGGCCAAGGAAAGACCAAAGACAAAGUCAAAUUAUCCAAAGAGGACAAGAAGAAAAAACAGCAGCAGCCCCAGCCAGAUGCCCCUGAAAAGAAGAACAAGCAGAAGAUCGAUGAAAUGAAGGUGUAUCCCAAAGAACUGGAGACAGAGUUUGAUAAUUUUGAGGACUGGCUGCAUACGUUUAACCUCCUUCGUGGGAAGAUUGGAGAUGAUGAUGACAAUUCUGCAGAUGAAGAUCGCAUUGUGGGAAGAUUUAAAGGGUCCCUGUGUGUUUAUAAAGUGCCUCUUCCUGAUGAUAUCACCAAGGAGGCUGUAUAUGACUCUACUUUUGGCAUGUUUCAAGGAAUUCCAAGCAAUGAUCCCAUCAAUGUGUUGGUCCGAGUCUACAUUGUGAGGGCUACUGAUUUGCAUCCUGCUGACAUCAAUGGCAAAGCAGACCCUUACGUUGUCAUCAGAUUGGGAAAGACAGAUAUCAAAGACAAGGAGAAUUACAUCUCUAAACAGCUGAACCCAAUCUUUGGAAAAUCCUUUGACAUUGAGGCUACAUUCCCCAUGGAAUCCAUGUUGACGGUGGCUAUUUAUGAUUGGGACUUGGUGGGCUCGGAUGAUCUGAUUGGUGAGACAAAGAUAGAUCUGGAGAAUCGGUAUUACAGCAAGCAUAGAGCAACAUGUGGCAUUUCUCGGAACUAUGCUGUGCAUGGAUAUAAUAUGUGGCGAGACCCCCAAAAGCCUACCCAAAUCCUAUCCAAGCUUUGUAAAGAAGGAAAAGUUGAUGGUCCCCACUAUGGCCCUGGAGGCAGAGUGAAGGUGACCAAUCAAGUCUUCACCGGCCCCAUUGAAGUAGAGGAUGAAAAUGGUCAGAAAAAACAGACAGAUGAGCAUUUGGCACUGACUGUGUUGCACCACUGGGAGGGAAUGCCCCGUGUGGGCUGCAAAUUAGUGCCUGAGCAUGUGGAAACAAGGCCAUUGCUGAACCCAGACAAGCCAGGCAUUGAACAGGGACGGCUGGAGUUAUGGGUGGACAUGUUCCCGAUGGACAUGCCGGCACCAGGCCCUGCCAUUGACAUCUCACCAAGGAAACCAAAGAAAUAUGAACUUAGAGUAAUAAUCUGGAACACUGAUGAGGUAGUCCUGGAGGACGAUGAUUACUUCACUGGCGAGAAAUCCAGUGACAUUUUUGUCCGUGGGUGGUUGAAGGGCCAGCAAGAAGACAAACAGGAUACUGAUGUCCACUACCACUCACUGACAGGAGAGGGCAAUUUUAACUGGCGCUACAUCUUUCCUUUUGACUACCUUGCAGCAGAAGAAAAGAUUGUUAUUUCUAAGAAAGAGUCUAUGUUCUCCUGGGAUGAAACUGAAUACAAGAUCCCCUCCCGACUCACAUUACAAGUGUGGGAUGCUGAUCAUUUUUCUGCUGAUGACUUCCUUGGAGGCAUUGAGCUCGACUUGAACCGCUUCCCACGUGGUGCUAAGACAGCCAAGCAGUGCAGCAUGGAGAUGGGAACUGGUGAAAUGGAGGUGCCCAUGAUCUCUAUCUUCAAGCAGAAGAGGGUGAAGGGCUGGUGGCCCUUUUUGGCUCGAAAUGAGAAUGAUGAAAUGGAGAUGACGGGCAAAGUGGAAGCCGAGCUUCAUUUACUGACAGCUGAGGAAGCUGAGAAAUGUCCAGCUGGAUUGGCUCGUAAUGAGCCAGACCCAUUGGAAAAACCCAAUCGUCCAGACACAUCCUUCAUCUGGUUCCUGAAUCCACUCAAGUCUAUCAGAUACCUCAUUUGUACCCGUUACAAAUGGCUCAUUAUCAAGAUUGUCCUGGCUCUUCUACUUCUCAUCAUGGUGGCCCUUUUCCUUUACUCCAUGCCUGGUUAUAUGGUCAAGAAACUUCUGGGAGCAUGA